AUGGACACCAAAGCACAAAACAUUCCCAUCACCCACACCCAGCCCCACUGCAACUCUCGGUCCCAAAGCCACACCUGCAACCACUGCAGCUGCAGCCACCACUGCCAGAACUGCAGCCAGAGUUGCAGCUGGAGCCAGGGCUGUAGCCAGAGCCCGACCGGCCACUGCAGCCUAUCUGGCCACCAGAGCCAGAGUCCAAGGUCCAGCCCGCUAUCCCAGCAUCAGAGACACGCCAUGCACUCCCACCACUGCCCCAAGCAGCCCGCCACCCAUUCCUGCCGCCACCCCAAGAACAAAAAGAACUUGGAAGGAAAGGUGAAAAAGAGGAAGGUGAUCAAAAGGAGACGGCGGGUGUAUAAAACAAAGAGGCGGAGCUCAGGUACCUUUCGUGCGGGUGGGGAAGGGCCACAGGGACCCCCAGAUGAGGAGGAGCUGCCCAGCUGGACCUUGGGGGCAGUGAGGUGA
This is a messenger RNA of Hipposideros armiger (great roundleaf bat), 465 nucleotides long. It is a transcript of the gene TNP2, whose product is annotated as transition protein 2. Bases 1 to 465 code for a protein of 154 amino acids. The record is from RefSeq and is a predicted model, not a curated record. Gene Ontology annotation, biological process: spermatogenesis; penetration of zona pellucida; acrosome reaction. NCBI's taxonomy places the organism in Eukaryota, Metazoa, Chordata, Mammalia, Chiroptera, Hipposideridae. Gene Ontology annotation, molecular function: zinc ion binding; DNA binding. The transcript has a single exon. Gene Ontology annotation, cellular component: nucleus; nucleosome.